UCCAGUCUGGGAGUGCGAGCGAGAGGCUGGGCGGAGCGGAGGGGGUGGGGAGCCGAGAAAAAUAAAAGCGGCAGCAGCGGCGCCCCGAGAUAAACCCCGGAGGAGACAGACAGAUAGACUGACGGACGGAAGGACUGACGGACAGGCGGGAGGAAGUCGCAGCGUGCCCGCCCCCCGCGCCCCGCCAGCUCCGGAGAGCCCGCAUGUGGCGCCCCAGCCCCGCCGGAACCAGCGCGGCCGCCGCCGCCGGGCUCUGACCAGCAUCCAGCCCCUCGGCCUUCCUCCUCCUCCUCCCCGCCUCUGCCCCUUCCCUCGGCCCGGCCCGGCCCGGCCAGCCCGUGCCCGGCGGAGCGGAGCGGGCAGCGGGCGCUGCGGGGCUCCCGGGCAGGGCGGCAGCGCGUGUGUGCGUGCCCGCGUGCCUCGAGGCACAGGCGGGGCUGCCCCCCUCCUCCUCCCUCCCUCCCUCCUCCCUCCCCGCGCUCCUCUCCCCACUCCCCCUGCUCCGCCGCCCGCCCCCGCCUCGGCUGCUUUAAUACACUUUGGGUCCCCGCCUGCUCCGGACUCUGCGCUCGCUCGGCGGCGGCUCGGGGCAGCCUCGCUCCCUGGAUCUCGCGGCGGCGGCGGCGGCGGCGGGGUGGUGCCCGGGCGGGGGGCGGCCGGCGGAGCGCGGCGGCCGGACCAUGCUGCUGGACACCGGGCCGCAGUUCCCGGGCCUGGGCGUGGGCACGUUCGCCCGGCACCACCACUCCUCGGCGGCGGCGGAGAUGCAGGAGCGGGAGCUGAGCCUGGCGGCGCAGAACAGCUUCGUGGAUUCGGCGGCGGCGCACAUGGGCGCCUUCAAGCUCAACCCCGGGGCCCACGACCUGUCGCCGGGGCAGAGCUCGGCGUUCAGCUCGCAGGCGCCGGGCUACCCGGCCGCCGCGCUGGGGCCGCACGCCGCGCACGUCGGCUCCUACUCCGGGGCGCCCUUCAACUCCACGCGGGACUUCUUGUUUCGCAGCCGGGGCUUCGGGGACUCGGCGCCGGGCGGCGGGCAGCACGGGCUCUUCGGGGCGCCGGCCGGCAGCCUGCAUCACCCUCACACGGACGCUCAGAGCCACCUCCUCUUCCCGGGCAUCCACGAGCAGCACGGCCCGCACCCCUCGCAAAACGUGCUGAACGGGCAGAUGCGGCUGGGCUUGCCCGGGGAGGUCUUCGCGCGCUCGGACCAGUACCGCCAGGUCUCUAGCCCCAGGACUGACCCCUACUCCGCGGCGCAGCUGCACAACCAGUACGGCCCCAUGAACAUGAACAUGGGCAUGAACAUGGCAGCGCACCACCACCACCACCACCACCCCGGGGCCUUUUUCCGCUACAUGCGGCAGCAGUGCAUCAAGCAGGAGCUGAUCUGCAAGUGGAUCGACCCCGAGCAGCUGAGCAGCCCCAAAAAGAGUUGCAACAAAACUUUCAGCACCAUGCAUGAGCUGGUCACCCACGUCUCGGUGGAGCACGUCGGAGGGCCCGAGCAGAGCAACCACGUCUGCUACUGGGAGGAGUGCCCCCGCGAGGGCAAGCCCUUCAAGGCCAAGUACAAACUGGUCAACCACAUCCGCGUGCACACGGGGGAGAAGCCCUUCCCAUGCCCCUUCCCCGGCUGCGGGAAAGUUUUCGCCAGAUCCGAGAACCUAAAAAUCCACAAAAGGACGCACACAGGGGAAAAGCCCUUCCAGUGCGAGUUCGAGGGCUGCGACCGGCGCUUCGCCAACAGCAGCGACCGCAAGAAGCACAUGCACGUGCACACCUCGGACAAGCCCUAUCUCUGCAAGAUGUGCGACAAGUCCUACACACACCCCAGCUCGCUGCGCAAGCACAUGAAGGUCCACGAGUCGUCCCCGCAAGGCUCCGAGUCGUCCCCGGCCGCCAGCUCGGGCUACGAGUCGUCCACGCCGCCGGGCCUGGUGUCGCCCAGCGCCGAGACGCAGAGCACGGCCAACCUGUCCCCGGCGGCGGCGGCGGCGGCGGCUGCGGCGGCGGCGGCGGCGGCCGUGUCGGCCGUGCACCGGGGCGGCGGCGGCGGUGGCGGGGGCAGCGGCGGCGGCGGCGGGGGCAGCGGCGGCGGCGGAGCCAGCGCCAGCCACAGCGGCCUCUCCUCCAACUUCAACGAAUGGUACGUGUAGGGCGGACUGCUCGGCCUCCCCGGGGCCCGGCUGCGGCCCGCUUUGCCUUUCUUUUUAGCCCGCCGCGAGGCUUGCAACCCGCAGGGGUCCUGGAGCCCGGGAGACAGCCGCCCUCCCGAGCGAAGGGCGACGGACGAGUCCCCCGGGGCCCGGCGGGACGUGUACAUAGAGCAGCGCUUGCCUGCUCCUGCGCGGCGGUAAACGGAGUUUUCUUGGAUUCUUGGUGUAUAGAAGUUGGUCCCGUUUGUAAACUACGGCUUGAGUUCCUCCCUCCCGCCCGCCCCGAGAGCGAGGGACUGCUUUGCUUUUUCUUUCUUUCCCUCCCUCUUGGUUUUUUGUUUUUGUUUUUUGUUUUUUUAGUUCACCCGUUUUACAAAAAAAGACAAAAAGAAAAAAAAGUAACGUGGAAGAGAAAAAAACCCACCCUGGUUUCUUUUGUAAUUGUGCUAUUGAAUAUUGUGUUCUUUUAAAGAGGCAACUUGAUUGUAAACUGCAUUCAACUCUAGACCGGGGAAAAAACCAAACCGUGCCAAAGUCUCCAUUCUGUUCCUCAGACACACGCACCACCACCACCACCACCAACGCUUGUGAAUGUAUUUUUUCUGUUAGCUGGGUUUACAUGUGAUGUUUUAGUGCUUUUGCCAGUUCGAUUUGUUAGUUCCUGUUCGGAAGAUUGUGAGGAAAAUAAACGUCGUGCCGUUAGCUUUUUCCGUAAUAACACCCUCCCUCCUGUAAAUAUCUGUUACCAUAUUUAUCCAUUUGUAAUUAAAUUAUGGUAUUAACUUGCUACAGAGGAAACAGUAUUUAUAAAGAAUGUUUCUUAACUAUAAAUAUGUACAAUUGUGAGCAUAAACUGUUUCAGAUUUUUUAUUUGAAGGUCUAAGUGGUUUCAUCAUUUUCUUGUGAUAUGUUUUGAGAGUAAUGCAUACAGAAAUAUAAUAAAACGUGUUGAAACUGCA
Alligator mississippiensis (American alligator) is the source of this 3115-nucleotide messenger RNA. It is a transcript of the gene ZIC2, whose product is annotated as Zic family member 2. The coding region runs from base 681 to 2156 and encodes 491 amino acids. Gene Ontology annotation, cellular component: nucleus. The transcript is spliced from 3 exons. Gene Ontology annotation, biological process: regulation of transcription by RNA polymerase II; central nervous system development. Gene Ontology annotation, molecular function: DNA-binding transcription factor activity, RNA polymerase II-specific; RNA polymerase II cis-regulatory region sequence-specific DNA binding. NCBI's taxonomy places the organism in Eukaryota, Metazoa, Chordata, Crocodylia, Alligatoridae. The record is from RefSeq and is a predicted model, not a curated record.